UAAUGAAAAGAGUGAAAUGGGGGGCAAAGCAAAUUAAACAGCCCUAAAGAGAGAGAGAGGAAACCCGCCCAUCAGGCCAACACCUUUCUUCCUUUUUCAUUCUCAAAUUCUCAAUCAAAUCGCAUCACAUCCCAUUCAUGCCCAAAUUCCAGAUCUAACCAACACUCCCAAAUGUCCCACAUUCCCACCGCCGGCUACGGCACCCUCGCCGGCGCCACUCCCACUCCCACUCCCACCGGAAUUACUCCAUCCACCGCCGCCACCUCCUCGGUGACUCCCCGUCCAUGGCGCGAGUUUCUAGACCUAUCAGCCCUCUCCCGCCCCUACUCCUACGACGACGCCAUGAUCCGAGUCCGAAGAAACCUGAGCUACUUCCGCUUCAACUACGCCGCCGUCACGCUCCUCAUCGUCUUCCUCAGCCUCCUCUGGCACCCUAUCUCCAUGAUCGUCUUCCUCCUCGUCCUCGUCGCCUGGUACUACUUCUACUUCUCCCGCGACGUCCCCCUCGUCGUUUUCAACCAAACCCUCGACGACAGAACCGUGCUCUGCGUUUUGGGAUUGCUCACUGUCGUUUCGCUCGUCUCCACUCACGUCGGCCUCAAUGUCCUGCUCUCGUUAAUCGUCUCGGUGGUUCUCGUUGGCUUGCACGCUGCGUUUAGGGUUACCGAGGAUUUGUUUCUUGACGAGGAAAGUUCGUUGCUUUCCGUUGUGGGGACUCAGCCUAUCAGAACAAAUUAUACCCCCAUUUGAUUAUAUUAUAUUCGCUUCCGCAACCACCAUCGAGUUCUUGACUUCCCCCCCUUAAUUUGACAAGUUUAAAUUCUUAAUUGAGAAGGCAGAGUUCAAAUUUCGAAGAUGGGUCCUUUGUUUCGGAGACCAGUCACUUAUUGAAACAGUGUUGUAACUGUGUCUGUGGUGAGGCAUUGAUCAACAUUGAAUUGGAAUUUGGAAUUAGGUGUGUUAUGUCAAUUUCUGUCAGAGAGAUACGGGAAUUUUCUGAGGAACUGGAUUGGUUAAAGUAGUGACUCACAAUGGAGUUAUUUUGCUUGUUCAUCUUGUUUUUCAGUUCCUUGUUUAGUUUCUAUUUGAUAAGUUUGAGUCUCUUGCUGCUCAUCCUCAUUUUUUAUCGUUGUUAAUGUAUCUCACUGAUGGUUCUGUUUUUGUUGGCUGCUGUGUUGCCCUUGGUAAUUUUGAUCAUUUGCUCGACCUUCAAUUGAAUUCAUUGCGAAAUGCUGAUUGUAUUUUACACUUGUGGUUUUGUAAAUGUUCGUUUUCUCAUUGCAUAUGGC
Messenger RNA from Glycine soja, 1289 nucleotides. Its product is annotated as PRA1 family protein E-like. The coding region runs from base 172 to 750 and encodes 192 amino acids. The transcript has a single exon. The record is from RefSeq and is a predicted model, not a curated record. Gene Ontology annotation, biological process: vesicle-mediated transport. Lineage: Eukaryota; Viridiplantae; Streptophyta; Magnoliopsida; Fabales; Fabaceae. Gene Ontology annotation, cellular component: endoplasmic reticulum; Golgi apparatus.